AUGAGGGCCUUCACGUAUCUGCCGUUGCUCGGCAGUCUGCUCUUCGCCGCCGUCAACUCCGAAGACACGUCAGACAUAUCUCGCAGAAAUGAAAAGUUGCAACAAUUCUACAACCAUCAGGCUAAAGACGGUACUUGUGUCAAGUACUUCGACCCAAAAGUCCCGAACGACGGUUUGACGCCUUGCAGGACAUAUUGCAAGGCGAAGGGGCAGCCAGAGGAGAAGGUCGGUUGUCAUUCUGGUCCUACCCCCACAGGCAAAGGACCGUGGUACACAGACACCGACGGCUACGAGUGGUACCCGGGCAAAUGCUUCUGCGCCGAGGAGAUCGACCCAAUUGCCGAGGCGUUCGCCAUCCCCAUCAUUGAGAGCCUGGCAAAGCUCGACAACGUCAUAUGCGGCGUCUUUCUCCAGGCCGUCGUUGAGAGCAUCAACAUCGGAUUCGCCCUCGUUCCCGGUGCUGGCCAAGCCGCCACGGCGGCGCGGUUGGCGACGAAAGCGGCUGUUGAGGGCGCCAAGUCGUUCGCGGAGAACUCGAUGAACCCGACCGACUUCUUCGACGGGUGGAUCAAGAAGGGCUGUGGCAUCGACAAGAUCGAGCUUGACUACGACGGAACCUUCAACUCGCUAGUAAACGCACCCGACUCGGUCGGAACUAGCACCGGGUGCAAACGUAAGAAGAAGGGCGACUGCAAAAAGCUUGACCGGAAACCGGACCCGACAACGAAGAAGGAAGAUACUCCGGCGACUACUAAGAAGGAAGAUGCCCCGAAGACUACGAAGAAAGAAGGCGCCCCGAUCACGACGAGUAAUGCCGGCCCGACCACGACCGCUGGGUCAGACAGAGGCCUUUCGAAUAGCGAUAAGUCGCAGGCCACAUUGUCCAGUACCAGUAGUGUGAGCCCCAGCGAGACUCCGGUCACCUGUCAGUCGUGCCGCUCGUCGAAGGUAAAAAACGCAGCGCGGGACGCCAGAUGGGGCUCCAUGUUUGUGCCGCGCGCGGCCGGCGACUCUUGCAUCCUAGACAGCUCUAAAGGCGAGGACAGCUGCGCCGCCUCAGGCCUCGAUACCCGGGAUGGACUCUUGUCGGAGAGGUCCUUGACUAAGGAUGACCCGAAGUUAACGCUUGCCGGGAAAACGUUCUGGAUCGACUGUGGGAGGCACAAGCCGUGCGCGGAUGCGAGGAAAGACAGCAAUAUUGACAAGUACUACUACAUCGAGGGCGAUUCCAAGUGCGGCGGAGAUCUGAAGAUCGGGGGGACUAGAGAUGUCGCGGGCUUGGAAUUCCAGAGUAUGGUCUCUCUCACGUCUUUUCGUUUGUUGGUGAACGGAGUAUAG
This is a messenger RNA of Colletotrichum graminicola M1.001, 1338 nucleotides long. RefSeq lists its product as uncharacterized. NCBI's taxonomy places the organism in Eukaryota, Fungi, Ascomycota, Sordariomycetes, Glomerellales, Glomerellaceae. The transcript has 2 exons. The record is from RefSeq and is a predicted model, not a curated record. Bases 1 to 1338 code for a protein of 445 amino acids.